Molecule: messenger RNA, 447 nt
Organism: Necator americanus (New World hookworm)
Lineage: Eukaryota; Metazoa; Nematoda; Chromadorea; Rhabditida; Ancylostomatidae
Exons: 7
Coding region: 1-447 (148 amino acids)
Source: RefSeq, a predicted model, not a curated record
AUGGUUCACGUUUCCUCUUGCAAAACAACUGAAGGCGAUGUGGCUUUUCAUUAUCAUAUUCGCGUCGAAUUCACUAUAAACCUGCUGAAGUGCUUCAGCUCUUCGUCUCAAUAUAUGUUCGGUUAUGAGAAGAUUUCGAGAACGACACCAGAAAGGACUUUCAGACGAGCACAAGCACAACUCUCUUCUCUAUCUGUCGAUUCGGAUGAGGUGUGGAUCAAUCUCAAAACCACGUUCAUAAAUACAAGUUCAAUAGUGGUGGCCGUGACGAUACGAGGAAACCUCGGGAGUGGCGGUGGUGCUUUCACGAGACCAGUCCCGCUGCCUUCCCUUCCACCUACUGCAGGGUACACUCAACCUUCUGACUGUCCUCUGGUAUUCUUGAAAUUGUGCGUAAAGGCAGCAUUUGAAAUUUUCGAUGUUCUGAAUCCCCUCCAGCGAAAAUAG